UCGGCCUUGAUUCGGGGCACAGCCGGACUUCCUUCGCCCCGGGAGACUCUCGCUUUCCCUCCCCUCCCCUCCCCUCCCGGGAGACUUCCCGGCUUCCAGGGCUUCUCCUUGCCUACUCGCGAGCAGACAUGUUUUCCAGCCAGUCCGGGCCUGGGAGCAGGGCGCCGGCGUCGCCUCCACUUUCCCCGCACUCUCCAUCAAGACGGCGCCCUUUGAGCCUGGAGUGAUGCGGGCGUCGGAAAAGGUCGCCGGGCGAAAGCAGCGAAGCGGGAUCGCCGCGUGUCCCCCACUCCUUCUACUCCUCCUCCUCCUCCUCCUCCCGAUCGUGCCCGGGUUAGAGCGAUCGAGUCCCGCCGGGAUGUUUUCUCCUCUGACAAGCGUGUUGGGAUUGUGGCGGACGAGACACUACUAGAGCCAAGUGGAGAGGCGCCCCCCCACUCCACCCCGUAGCUCGGAAAGGACAGCGUCGCGUCUGAAGGCGGCUUUUCCUCGGCCGCUUCGAAGUGCUGAGGGAAGAAGUGGAGUCCGCUGCCUCGGUCGCUUCCCCACCCACGUCCUGCGCCUCCUUUGCCCCGCGGCCGGGACGCCCGAUCCUCUCCCGCUGUCGGACCAGAGCCCCGGGCCGGGGGGAGGCGGGGCCGGAGAGUCGAGGGGAUCGCGGGACGCCGCUCGCUCGGCCAGGCAACUUCGAUGUGGAGGCUGGCUCGAUGGACGUGCCCGAGUGCGUUGCUGCUGCUGCUGCUUAGGCGAUCGGCGGCAUCCUAAAAGGUUGAUGACCAUGGUGGCCAGGACCUGCUCUCUAUUAGUGCUGCUGCUUUAUCACACACUGCUAGGGGGCUCUGCCAGUCUCAUCCCGGAGGUGGGCGACCGGCGAAGAUUCAGUGCUGAUUUGGGCCAGCCGGCUCCGCUGCAGCUCUCAGAAGAAAUCCUGCGUGAAUUUGAACUGCGUCUGCUCAAUAUGUUUGGGCUUAAGCGGCGGCCCACCCCAUCCCAGAAUGCUAUCAUCCCUUCCUAUAUGUUGGAGCUCUACCAUCUGCACACAAGUCAGAAGCCAACUUCCAUGGACUAUAGUCUAGAGAAAGCAAGCAGCAGAGCCAAUACUGUCAGGAGCUUUUAUCACGAAGAAACCCUGGAAGAGCUUCCAGAAAGAAGCGGGAAGACGUCUCGGCGUUUCUUCUUUAACUUAACAUCUGUCCCUGAUGGGGAGAUUAUCACGUCAGCUGAACUCCAGGUUUUUCGAGAGCACAUCCAAGAUGCCGCUGAAAAUGACGGCGGCUCUCAUCACCGCAUUAAUAUUUAUGAAAUUCUCAAACCGGAACGAGAGGCUACCAAGGACCCUGUCAUGAGCCUCCUGGACACCCGCUUGGUGCAUCACAACGCCAGCAAAUGGGAAACGUUUGAUGUCACGCCAGCUGUAAUGAGAUGGAUUGCACAUGGGCAACCUAACCUUGGUUUUGUGGCAGAAGUGGUACAUUUGAACAAUGCCAGCAACAUUUCCAAGAGACAUGUCAGGAUCAGUAGGUCAUUGCAUCAAGAUGAUGCUGGCUGGUCUCGGAUUAGACCCUUACUGGUCACUUUUGGGCAUGACGGCAUGGGCCACCCACUCCAUAAGAGAGAGAAACGUCAGACCAAACAUAGACCACGCAAACGCCAUAAAUCCAAUUGUAGAAGGCAUCCUUUAUACGUGGAUUUCAAUGAUGUGGGGUGGAAUGACUGGAUCGUGGCCCCUCCAGGUUACAGUGCCUUCUAUUGCCAUGGAGACUGUCCCUUCCCAUUGGCAGAUCAUCUGAAUUCCACCAACCAUGCCAUUGUUCAGACGCUGGUCAAUUCUGUGAACUCCAAAAUUCCCAAAGCUUGCUGCGUGCCGACAGAACUAAGUCCCAUUUCGAUGCUUUAUCUUGACGAGAAUGAAAAGGUGGUACUAAAGAACUAUCAGGACAUGGUUGUGGAAGGGUGUGGGUGCCGCUGAGGCAGCAGCAAAAUGAAAGGGACAAAUGGAACAGGAAAAAAAUAACACACACACACACACACACACACACACACAACUUGACACUUUAAUAUUUCCCAAUGAAGACCUUAUUUAUGUUAUGAUAUGGAGAAUUAAACACAUCUAUUUUGAAAAUCUAUUUAUGUCUACAGAAAAAAAAAGUGAGGAAAGAUAUUUUAAUCAGAGAGUUAUUCCUUUUAAAGAUUUUAAAACAUAUUUUAGUUGUACAUUUUAUAUGGGUUUAACCCUUCCCCCCCUUCCCACAGCACAUGAAGUAUAAAGGUCAGAUUCUUAUUUUGUAUUUAUUUACUAUUAUAACCACUUUUUAGAAGAAUAGCUAAUUUGUAUUUAUAUGUGUAAUCCAAAACCAGCAGCAGAAGAAAAAAAAACACAAUAUAUAGGGUUUUGUACAUAAUUUAAAGUGAAUGGUAGCUGUUUUCAGUUGUGUGUAUUUAAGUUGAGAUGCAGAAGGGCUGUUAUGGCAAAGAUGCAUAUAUCCCAUUUUGCUUUUUUUGCAGUUCUACUGUUAAGGUCACAAGUGUAAACCCAAUGAAAAAGGGCUAAUCCACACCCUGCUGACUCAAGAUUAUAUUGUACAAUUCUCAGGAAUGCUGCAGGGUGGGCUGUCCACGCCGUGAGAAACUACCAUGCUCUCAUAGAACCAGGCUUUGCCCAGCAAAUGGAAGAAGGACGACUGUCCCUUCACGAAGCCCCAGCGGGGCUGCUAGGAAACAUCUCUGUCCCCUUCGCUUCUUCUCAGCACCUACCGAAAAGCAAAAUGUUGACGCUGUCCUUUGGAAUCCAUUGUCCCAGCCAAAUACUUAAUAAAAGACCAGAUUUC
Messenger RNA from Ahaetulla prasina, 2828 nucleotides. RefSeq names its product bone morphogenetic protein 2 (gene BMP2). NCBI's taxonomy places the organism in Eukaryota, Metazoa, Chordata, Lepidosauria, Squamata, Colubridae. Gene Ontology annotation, molecular function: BMP receptor binding; growth factor activity; cytokine activity. Gene Ontology annotation, biological process: negative regulation of transcription by RNA polymerase II; SMAD protein signal transduction; BMP signaling pathway. The transcript is spliced from 3 exons. The coding region runs from base 773 to 1969 and encodes 398 amino acids. The record is from RefSeq and is a predicted model, not a curated record. Gene Ontology annotation, cellular component: extracellular region.